AAGAAGCUUGCAUGGGCCUCAGUAAGUUUGGGCCUGAACUCAAUGUCUCCAUAGCGAAUCAAUCAUUCACAAAAACGGAUCUCGCAGCAGCGAAGGCAGACGUAAACCACCGGAAGCUUCAACUUCCAAGAAAUCUGAGAUCGUACUAGGAAUCAAGAUGGGGUUUUUGAUAACCACUCUAAUUUUUGUAGUGAUCGGGAUAAUCGCGUCGUUCUGUACCAGAAUCUGUUGCAAUAGGGGCCCCUCUACCAAUUUGCUACAUUUGACAUUGGUUAUAACGGCAACGGUCUGCUGUUGGAUGAUGUGGGCUAUUGUUUACAUUGCACAGAUGAAACCACUCAUUGUUCCAAUUCUUAGUGAAGGAGAGUGAAGAAGUUCACGGAAUAAUAGGACCUUAGUGGUAUACCAACAAUAUGUCCUGCGCAUUGGUGGGCAGAGAAUAUCUUUGAUGCCUCAUGGAUCAUUCAAUAUCUUCUCAUGUUGGAUCUGGGUGUAAUAUUUGUCAAUGUGAACUUUGAAUUGAUUUUUUUACUUUGGUGGUUCUCUUUUCCUGGUUUCAAUGACCUGGCAUUCAAAUUUUAAAACAUUGAUCAGUGAUUCUAUCUGAGAGUGAGUGUACGAAGAUGUAAUUUGGAUGAAAUAAUUGUUGCAGAGGAGUAUUGAUUGUAUAUUCAGGUAGUUUGGAAAAUAAGAAUAUGAGGCAGUGAACACGUUCGUGGAUUCAA
Manihot esculenta (cassava) is the source of this 725-nucleotide messenger RNA. Its product is annotated as V-type proton ATPase subunit e1. Gene Ontology annotation, biological process: proton transmembrane transport. Gene Ontology annotation, cellular component: proton-transporting V-type ATPase, V0 domain. Gene Ontology annotation, molecular function: proton-transporting ATPase activity, rotational mechanism. The transcript is spliced from 4 exons. NCBI's taxonomy places the organism in Eukaryota, Viridiplantae, Streptophyta, Magnoliopsida, Malpighiales, Euphorbiaceae. The record is from RefSeq and is a predicted model, not a curated record. The coding region runs from base 158 to 370 and encodes 70 amino acids.